Lentinula edodes (shiitake mushroom) is the source of this 999-nucleotide messenger RNA. Its product is annotated as pheromone receptor. The record is from RefSeq and is a predicted model, not a curated record. The coding region runs from base 1 to 999 and encodes 332 amino acids. The transcript has 5 exons. Gene Ontology annotation, biological process: G protein-coupled receptor signaling pathway. Gene Ontology annotation, molecular function: mating-type alpha-factor pheromone receptor activity. Gene Ontology annotation, cellular component: membrane. Lineage: Eukaryota; Fungi; Basidiomycota; Agaricomycetes; Agaricales; Omphalotaceae.
AUGUCGGCCGACUCGGAAGUCCUCACUUAUCCUAACUGGGUGUUUUCUAUGUUUGCUUUCAUUGGCUUCUUGCUGUCCAUCAUCCCCCUGCCGUGGCACUUGGAAGCUUGGAACACAGGAACUUGUCUUUUUAUGAUUUGGACUGGUUUAGCCUGUCUCAACCAAUUCAUUAACUCGAUCAUUUGGAAUGGCAAUGUUAUCAACUGGGCCCCCGUUUGGUGCGACAUCUCUACUCGCUUCAUGAUUGGCUCCGCUGUAGCUAUUCCUGCUGCGUCGCUUUGCAUCAAUCGUCGUUUGUACUACAUUGCAACGGCGAAUGCAGUCACAAUCACCAAGUCGGAGAGGCGUCGCGCUGUUUUGGUUGAUUUGGGCAUUGGUAUCGGGAUACCUGUCCUUGAAAUGGUUUUGCAAUACAUCGAUCAGGGUCAUCGUUUCAAUAUCUUCGAAGAUAUUGGUUGCUAUCCUUUCACUUACAACACCUGGGUUGCAUAUGUUGUUGAUGUCACUUGGCCCCUCGCAAUCGGAUGUGUUUCAGCGGUCUACUGUUUGUUGAGUAUCAGAUCAUUCAACAAGCGUCGAGCGCAGUUCAAGGAACUGCUGUCCGCAAACAAUAAUCUCAACUCGAACAGAUACUUCCGUUUGAUGUGUCUGGCUGCCACCGAAAUCCUCUGCACUAUCCCGCUCAGCUGUUGGUCUAUUUACCUGAAUGUCACGUCGCAACCCAUCCAGCCCUGGAAGGGAUGGGACGAUACUCAUUCCGAUUUUUCCAGGGUCGGCCAGUACCCCUCAGUCAUCUGGCAUCUGGACAAGGGAACCGCGAUUUCUCUGGAGACCAGUCGAUGGUUCGUCAUCUUCUGCUCGAUGGUUUUUUUCGCCUACUUCGGCUUCGCCGAUGAAGCGAGGAAAAAUUAUCGUGCUGCGAUCGAUUCCGUCGCUAAGCGCGUUGGGUUAUCGACUGGCGGUUCGUUCGGUUCAACUCUCUGGAGUUCAACAGGGUAA